Rubroshorea leprosula is the source of this 612-nucleotide messenger RNA. The record is from the annotation of a GenBank genome assembly. Lineage: Eukaryota; Viridiplantae; Streptophyta; Magnoliopsida; Malvales; Dipterocarpaceae.
CUGUCCACAAGGAAAGGUUAAUUGUAAUGGCAAUGGCAAGCAGUACUACUCUUCUUCAUCUUCUCGUACUUCUUCUGGGGUUAUCUCAUAUUCUCUGCUUGAAUGCUGUCCCUGUUACAAGAAUUGGAAGUGUGGUAGAUCAAAUUCGUGUUCGUCAAGUUUCAGAGAACAUCCACUUGAAGAACCAGGAUGGAAACAUAAUUAAUCCAAGGUUGAUGCUGGAGUUGAAUGAUUAUCCAGGUUCCGGUGCCAAUAACCGCCACACGCCAAGCAAGACAUAAUUUGGGAGAUGUUCUAAUUGUUACUAGUUUCCCUAUGUUGUUGGAGGUGUGUCUUUCAUGAUAUAUAAUAUUAGUGUCAUAAACAUGAUUUUGAUCCAUGAGAUUAGAUGUGUGAGUUAAGUCGUAGCAAGUUGUCCUGUACUUGUGACUUUGUCAGAUUAACUAGACGUGUGGAGAAGUUGUAACGUAAUGUCGAGGGGAGAAGGGGAUGAGGGGAGGUUGAGCAAGUACUAAGAACAAGUUGUCGUAAAUUUAGAUAAUUUUAGAGAAUUUAAGCAAAGUUGUUGAUCUACUUUUAUCUACUUGCAUGAAAUAAGAGGAUAUUUACUAU